Molecule: messenger RNA, 663 nt
Organism: Cyphellophora europaea CBS 101466
Lineage: Eukaryota; Fungi; Ascomycota; Eurotiomycetes; Chaetothyriales; Cyphellophoraceae
Exons: 1
Coding region: 1-663 (220 amino acids)
Cellular component (GO): cytoplasm
Molecular function (GO): phosphatase activity
Source: RefSeq, a predicted model, not a curated record
AUGUCUUUGGGCGACGUCUUUCUUGUCCGCCACGCUGAAUCACAGCACAACGUGGACAAAAAUUUCCAGCAGCUCGAUCCUCCUUUGACAACUGCGGGGAGUGCAGCGGCGACGCAAUUCGGGUCCACAUUUCCCUUUUCAGAUACAGUGGGUGUUGUGCUGUCAUCUCCAUCACAACGUGCCAUCCAAACUGCGUUGGCAGCAUUCUCGAAUAUCCUAGAGAGACGCUACUUCGAACCGUCUAGUGGCAAGGGUAUUGACGAAGGCGCUACAUUGGUUAUCGACCUAGAUGCGCAGGAGCAGAGUACUUUACCUUGCGACACGUGCUCAGACCGAGAGACAUUACUGCACAUGUUUCCCCUCCUUGAUUUCUCUCGAUUACCUGGUGGUGAAGAAAAGGCAUGGAAAUCGAAGACGGGCCGUUAUUCGGCAGAAAAAGAGGUAAUCGAAGCUCGAGUCGUUAGACUAUGUGAAACGUUGGAAGGUCUUUUAGCGUCGCAGCAAAGUCAUUCCAGACGACAUGUGGUCGUCGUCACUCAUGGUGUAUUUAUGAAAGCUUUAACGGGCGACAGCAACAUCGAUCUUCCCAGACCAGGCUACGCUGCAUACAACUUAAGAUGGGAGAAGGAAGACAGACCUCCUCGUCUAGUGGCUGCGCGCUGA